Molecule: messenger RNA, 2099 nt
Organism: Chroicocephalus ridibundus (black-headed gull)
Lineage: Eukaryota; Metazoa; Chordata; Aves; Charadriiformes; Laridae
Gene: SSH3
Product: slingshot protein phosphatase 3
Exons: 14
Coding region: 115-1881 (588 amino acids)
Biological process (GO): protein dephosphorylation; negative regulation of actin filament polymerization; actin cytoskeleton organization
Cellular component (GO): cytoplasm
Molecular function (GO): protein tyrosine/serine/threonine phosphatase activity; actin binding
Source: RefSeq, a predicted model, not a curated record
UCCCGCCGCGGGCCGUGCCGUGCCGUGCCCGGGGCCGUGCCGUGCCCGUGCCCGUUCCCGUCCGGGCGGGGCGGCGGCGGCGGCGCUUCCUGGUGCGGGGCGGCGCGGCGGGGCAUGGCGCUGGUCACCGUGCGGCGGUCGGCGGGCUCCCCCAGGGACCCGGCGGAGGAAGAUGCGCCCAAGCGCGGCCGGCUGCAGCGACGGCAGAGCUUUGUCAUGGUCAAGGGGGCCGCGCUGCUGCUGCCCGCGGAGGAGCCGCUGGAGGCUGAGCCCCCCCCGGCUGCGCCCCCCGGGCAGGCCCCGGGGCGGCAGGAGCAGCACCUGCAGCUCAUGAUGCAGCUGCUGCGGCCCCAGGAUGCCAUCCGGCUGGCGGUGCGGCUGGAGUCGGCGCGGCCGCGGCGGGUGCGGUACCUGCUGGUGGUGCGGCCCGAGGAGGCGGGAGCCGAGGGGGAGACGGCGCUGCUGGGUGUGGACUUCGCCCACGAGGGGGCCACCCGCUGCACCCUGGGCAUGGUGCUGCCCCUCUGGAGUGACACCCAGGUCUUCCUCGACGGCGAUGGGGGGUUCAGCGUGACAUCGGGGGGGCAGACCCGCAUCUUCAAGCCCAUCUCUGUCCAGACCAUGUGGGCCGUGCUGCAGGAGCUGCACCGCGCCUGCGAGGAGGCCUCCCGCGGCGGCCACAUCCCCGGGGGCCCGGCGCUGGCCUGGGCCGGCGGCUACGCGGCGGCGGUGGCCUCGGAGCAGAGCUGCCUCAACGAGUGGCUGGCCAUGGCCGACCUGGAGUCCGUGCGCCCCGCCUCGCCCACGCCCCUCCGGCCGGCGGCGCCGGAGCUGUCGGAGCAGUCGGUGCGGGCGCUGCUGCGGGAUGUCAUGGCCACCGCCGACCUGGAGAGCGUCACCUCCAAGGAGGUGCGGGAGGAGCUGGAGCGACGCACGGGGCACAGCUUGGCCCAGCACAAGGACUUCAUCGACAACGAGAUGCUGCUGGUGCUGGCGCAGAUGGACCGGCCCUCCCGCGUCUUCCCACACCUCUACCUGGGCUCCGAGUGGAACGCGGCCAACCUGGAGGAGCUGCAGCAGAACCGGGUCACCCACGUCCUGAACGUGGCGCGGGAGAUCGACAACUUCUUCCCGGCGUUGUUCACCUACAUGAACGUGCGGGUGUAUGACGAGGAGACGGCCCAGCUCCUGCCCCACUGGAACGACACCUUCCUCUUCCUCUCCCGCGUCCGGGCCGUCGGGGGCCGGGCGCUGGUGCACUGCCGCAUGGGGCUGAGCCGCUCGGCGGCCACGGUGCUGGCCUACGCCAUGAAGGAGUUCGGCUGGUCCCUGGAGCGGGCGCUGCGGCACGUCCGGCACGUCCGGCCCGGCGUCCUGCCCAACCCCGGCUUCAUGCGCCAGCUCGACUUCUACCAGGGCAUCCUGCAGGCCAGCCGGCACAGCAGCCUGUGGGAGCCCAAGGCCGGCGAGCGGGCGGGCCAGCCCGAGGAGGGCCCGGAGGCCACCCAGGGGGAUGGGGGCGGCCCGUCCCCGUCGUCCCCGUUGUCCCCGGGGGAGGCGGGGGGGCCGGGGCUGCUGGGGGCCUCCCGCCGCCCCCGCAUCUCCCUCUGCGCCGUCAUGCGGAGCAUCAGCCAGCUGGAGUCCCCCGAGCCCCCCGAGCUGCCGGGGGAGCCCCUGGGCGGGGAGGUGCUGGUGGCCACGGAGGGGCCGGCGGUUGCCCCCCCGGGGGCCCGUCCCUCCUCCCGGCCCCGCCGCGUGGUGCGCCAGGCCAGCCUGGACGGAGGCCCCGCCCCCGCCUGUGACCACGCCCCCUCGGAGGCCCCGCCCCCCGCCGAUGACCACGCCCCCCGCCUCCCCUCAACCCCGCCCCCCGCCCCCUAACCCGCGGGGGGGGGGGGGUAUGGGGCAGAGCGCUACAGGGAAAGGGGCGUGGCCUAGCCCUGCGGGGGGCGUGGCCAGGGAGCGGCCACGCCCCUCCCACACACUGUCUGCACUGCAGGGGGUGGAGGGGGCCGGAGGUCACAGUGCCUCACACCCACCCCCCCCCCCGCCACCACUGACACCCCCUCACUGCACCCGCACUGAGAAUAAAGCGUGGA